This is a messenger RNA of Castor canadensis (American beaver), 4563 nucleotides long. It is a transcript of the gene Inpp5f, whose product is annotated as inositol polyphosphate-5-phosphatase F. The record is from RefSeq and is a predicted model, not a curated record. Gene Ontology annotation, biological process: regulation of endocytic recycling; phosphatidylinositol dephosphorylation. Lineage: Eukaryota; Metazoa; Chordata; Mammalia; Rodentia; Castoridae. Gene Ontology annotation, cellular component: early endosome; clathrin-coated endocytic vesicle. Gene Ontology annotation, molecular function: phosphatidylinositol-4-phosphate phosphatase activity.
AGUCCUCCAAGGCCGUCGCCGCUGCCGCCUGGGAGCGUUCUAGCUGGGCGGGUCUGGCCCCCGAGGUUGCUCCUCGACCCUGCAAGACCCCUGCCGCGUCAGAGACGCGGUUUUUGGCUGUCGCGGUUGACUAGGACGUCCGAGGUGCCUCCCCGCGGGCCGCCGUUGCCGCCGCCACUGCUGGGCCCCGGGACCGCCGCCUCCCUGUGCGCGCGGGGCCGGCAUGGAGCUCUUCCAAGCCAAGGACCACUACAUCCUGCAGCACGGCGAGCGCGCGCUGUGGUGCAGCCGCCGCGACGGUGGCCUGCAGCUCCGACCCGCUACGGAUCUACUUCUUGCCUGGAAUCCCAUUUGUUUGGGGUUGGUAGAAGGUGUGAUUGGGAAAAUUCAACUUCAUUCAGAUCUUCCAUGGUGGCUUAUUCUUAUUCGGCAGAAAGCAGUGGUGGGCAAACUCCCAGGAGACCAUGAAGUCUGUAAAGUUACCAAAAUUGCUGUACUAUCACUUUCUGAAAUGGAACCUCAGGAUCUUGAGCUGGAGCUCUGUAAGAAGCAUCAUUUUGGGAUUAACAAACCAGAGAAGAUUAUACCAUCUCCUGAUGACUCAAAGUUUCUACUGAAGACCUUUACACAUAUUAAAUCCAAUGUAUCUGCUCCUAACAAAAAGAAAGUUAAGGAAAGUAAAGAAAAGGAGAGACUGGAGAGGAGAUUGCUUGAGGAAUUGCUGAAGAUGUUCAUGGAUUCGGAAUCCUUUUACUACAGUUUGACCUAUGACCUGACCAACUCCGUGCAGAGGCAGAGUGCUGGGGAGGGGGAUGGCCGCCCCCUCUGGCAGAAGGUUGAUGACCGAUUUUUUUGGAAUAAACAUAUGAUACAAGAUCUUACUCAGAUUGGUAUGCCGGAUGUGGACUUCUGGAUUGUCCCCAUCAUCCAGGGCUUUGUGCAGAUAGAAGAACUUGUGGUUAAUUAUAAUGAGUCAUCUGAUGAUGAGAAAAGCAGCCCAGAGACCCCCCCUCAGGAGUCCACCUGUGUAGAUGAUGUACACCCACGAUUUCUUGUGGCUCUCAUUUCUCGACGGAGUAGGCACAGAGCAGGGAUGCGCUAUAAACGAAGAGGAGUGGACAAAAAUGGAAAUGUUGCAAAUUAUGUAGAGACUGAGCAAUUAAUUCAUGUUCACAAUCAUACCCUGUCAUUUAUUCAAACACGAGGGUCUGUGCCUGUCUUUUGGAGCCAGGUUGGGUAUCGCUAUAAUCCAAGACCUCGACUGGACAAAAGUGAAAAGGAAACUGUUGCCUAUUUCUGUGCCCAUUUCGAAGAACAACUGAAAAUUUACAAAAAACAGGUUAUUAUUAACUUGGUAGACCAAGCAGGAAGAGAGAAGAUUAUUGGUGAUGCUUAUCUGAAGCAAGUGCUGCUUUUUAACAACUCACACCUCACUUACGUGUCCUUUGACUUCCAUGAGCACUGCCGAGGAAUGAAAUUUGAGAACGUUCAAACCCUAACAGAUGCCAUUUAUGACAUUAUUCUUGACAUGAAGUGGUGUUGGGUUGAUCAAGCUGGGGUGAUAUGUAAACAAGAAGGAAUUUUUCGAGUUAAUUGCAUGGACUGCCUGGAUCGUACCAACGUGGUCCAAGCUGCCAUUGCACGAGUGGUCAUGGAGCAGCAGCUGAAAAAAUUAGGUGUGAUGCCCCCGGAACAGCCACUCCCUGUGAAAUGCAAUCGGAUUUACCAGAUAAUGUGGGCUAACAAUGGUGACUCCAUCAGCAGACAGUACGCUGGCACAGCUGCUUUGAAGGGUGACUUUACAAGAACAGGAGAAAGGAAGUUAGCAGGAGUUAUGAAAGAUGGAGUUAACUCAGCAAACAGGUAUUACCUCAAUCGGUUUAAGGAUGCUUACAGGCAAGCUGUUAUAGAUUUGAUGCAAGGCAUUCCAGUGACAGAAGAUCUUUAUUCCAUAUUUACCAAGGAGAAAGAGCACGAAGCUUUGCAUAAAGAAAAUCAGAGAAGCCACCAGGAGCUAAUUAGUCAGCUCUUACAAAGUUACAUGAAGUUACUGCUGCCUGAUGAUGAGAAGUUCCAUGGGGGCUGGGCCCUCAUCGACUGUGACCCCAGCCUCAUUGACGCUACUCACAGAGAUGUGGAUGUGCUCUUGCUGCUUUCUAACUCUGCCUACUACGUGGCCUAUUAUGAUGAUGAAGUUGAUAAAGUAAACCAGUACCAACGACUAAGUCUAGAAGACCUGGAAAAAAUAGAAAUAGGUCCUGAACCCACUCUCUUUGGUAAACCAAAGUUCUCCUGCAUGCGACUGCACUACAGACAUAAGGAGGCAAGCGGUUAUUUCCACACACUGAGAGCGGUAAUGCGCAAUCCAGAAGAAGAUGGAAAAGAUACCCUUCAGUGCAUCGCAGAGAUGUUGCAGAUUACCAAGCAAGCCAUGGGAUUGGAUGUACCAAUAAUUGAGAAAAAACUUGAGAGGAAGAGCAGUAAAGCUCAUGAAGACAUCAUUGGUAUCAGAUCUCAAAAUCAAGGCUCGUUGGCCCAAGGGAAAAAAUUUUUAAUGAGCAAAUUUUCAUCUCUAAAUCAAAAAGUGAAGCAGACCAAAUCCAAUGUAAAUAUUGGUAACCUACGAAAGUUAGGCAACUUUACUAAACCUGAAAUGAAAGUUAACUUUCUAAAACCAAACUUAAAAGUCAAUCUUUGGAAGUCAGACAGUAGUCUUGAGACUAUGGAAAACUCGGGGGUGAUGGAUAAUAAUAAGGUCCAGGCAGAGUCUGAUGGGGACAUUUCUUCAGAAAAUGACUCAUACCACUCUGAUGAAUUCCUUACAAAUUCCAGGUCUGAUGAAGAUAGGCAGCUAGCUAAUUCUUCAGAGAGCUUAGGGCCGGUAGACUAUGUUCUCCCUAGUUGUGGUAUUAUUGCUUCUGCACCUCGGUUGGGUAGUCGAUCCCAGUCUAUUAGCGGCACCGACACUAGUAUUCAUGCUCCUCCAGAGGUCACUGUUGGUUAUGGAAGCGGGCUUGGAAAAGGCCAGGAGUCUCCUUUGAAGAAAAGUCCUUCUGCUGACAACGUGCACUUACUGACUGGCUUUGCCAAGCCUAUGGAUAUUUACUGCCACAGAUUUGUGCAAGAUGCACAAAACAAAAUGAUGGACCUAUCAGAGACCACGUCUGUAUCUCAGCAAGCUAGUGAGGAAGGAAAUCAAAUGACCAGUCAAGUUUCUAAUGAAGAAAACCAUUCAGAAUCAACAGAACAGACACCUUCCCGACCAUCUCAAUUAGAUGUAUCUUUUCCUGCAACAGGCCCACAGUUUUUGUCAGUUGAACCAGCAUACUCAGUUCUCUCUCAAAAGACACCUGGCUCUGGUUCCAGCAUGGUGGAGCUUGAGACAGGGCUGCAUGUAACUCCUUCUCCGUCAGAGAGCAGUAGUAGCAGAGCAGUCUCCCCCUUUGCAAAGAUUCGAAGCUCGAUGGUCCAGGUUGCUAGUAUUACCCAAGCUGGGUUAACCCAUGGGAUAAACUUGGCAGUGGCAAAAGUUCAGAAGAGUCCUGCAGAACCUGAAGUGCUUAAUGAAAUCCAGCAAAAUGAACUUAAAAAUAUGUUUACACAAUGCCAGACACGAAUAAUUCAGAUUUAGGUUUUAGCCACAAAGAACCCUAUGGUUUUCAUUUGAAAAUUCAAAGAGAUUUCACGUUAGGCUAAUUUAACUUGUGCUGUCUACACCUAGAGAUCAAAUUUUUUUGACAGUAUUUUAAAAGGAACCUGAACCUAAGCAGACGUCCAAAUUUCAGAGCUAAGAGUACAAGUCCAUCAUCCUGAGCAGCUUAUACACUACACAGCAGUUUGUUCACUGAAAGGAUUUUAAACUGGUUUUUUGGAGGGGGGAAAAGGGAUGGAAUCAGUGAAGGAGACAGAAAGGUCCAUUUAAGGAAUUGGCAUUUUUCUGUCUUCAUUCCUUUGGAUUACCUCUCAGAAGUGUUAGUACGGAGACGCAUCUGAACAUAGAAAUGUUUAGUUUUGAUGGCUUAAUCAUUCCCUAUGGAGAGUUAAUUGAGGGUCAACACUACAGUCAAAUGGAUUCUCAUUGGAUCCCAAUUUUCCCCAAAUUCUACUUGAACAAACACAUUCUGCCACAUAUACUGCCCCCAAGUCCAGGAGCGCUGACUUGCCUAAGUAAACCUGGUACAUCAUAUGUCAAUGUCACUGAAACAUUAAACUUUGCUGUUUUCAGAACAGAAGAAUAGAUUUAUACUGGCUCCUUCAGAAUGAUAGGAGGAAAUCAAGUUUUGAUAACUUUUUUGGGGAAAAGGAGCAGUUUUAACUUCUUGAGCAGAAUGAAGCAUAACUAUGCUAAAACUGGUUUUAUGAUGAUAAUGGUAACCACAAAGAAUCAGGGCCACCUCUAACCCACGCAGUAAGAGACUUGCAUGGCAUAUACCAGCAGGUAUUGGUUUCUUUGGUGUCUUAAGAGCCUUAGCCUGUUGAAGUGAUUCUCAGCUGAACAUUAUGUCUGUUGUAAGUUUAAUAAGCAUUCCAUUUUAUUAUUUUAAGUGGUAUCCUUUUUUUUGA